This is a messenger RNA of Mugil cephalus (flathead mullet), 2851 nucleotides long. RefSeq names its product cell division cycle 27 (gene cdc27). Gene Ontology annotation, molecular function: protein binding. Lineage: Eukaryota; Metazoa; Chordata; Actinopteri; Mugiliformes; Mugilidae. The record is from RefSeq and is a predicted model, not a curated record. The transcript is spliced from 20 exons. Gene Ontology annotation, biological process: cell division. Bases 162 to 2573 code for a protein of 803 amino acids.
GCCUCGGCCUUUUACCCUCUUCGGGAUUCUUCGGCUGUGUUCGGCUGGUAACGGUCGGUGUGUUCAAAUGUUCGGCUGCAGCUCGGGACUGAAGUAAAGAAAGAACGAGAGAAAACAGGGGGACAGGCGACAGGAAUAGAUAGACGGAGUUUCGAGGCGGAAUGACGGUGCUGCAGGAACCUGUCCAGGCUGCAGUGUGGCAGGCUCUCAACCACUACGCCUACCUGGACGCUGUUUUCCUUGCUGAGAGACUCUACGCUGAAGUGAGGUCGGAGGAGGCCCUCUACCUGUUGGCUACAUGUUAUUACCGCUCGGGGAAGCCAUAUAAAGCGUACCGGCUGCUGAAGGCUCACAGCUGCUCUACGCCACAGGUCCGAUUCCUGCUGGCGAAGUGCUGCGUCGAACUCAGCAAGUUGGCUGAAGGAGAACAGGUUCUGAUUGGUGGAGUGCUGAACAAACAGAAGAGUCAGGAUGACAUCAUCACAGAGUUCGGAGACUCCGCCUCUUUCACGCUGUCGUUACUGGGACACAUCUACUGUAAGACAGAUCGUGUCGCCAAAGGCUCAGAGUGUUUCCAGAAAAGUUUAACUCUCAACCCGUUCCUCUGGUCACCUUUCCAGAACCUCUGUCACCUAGGAGAGAAACCAGAUCCAGAUCAGGUCUUCAGGUUGUCUUCUCUACAGAACUCCUCGAUAGCCCCACCCCCUCCAUCCGUAAGCCCCGCCCAGAACCCCUCCCAUCGCCUCGACACUGCCCUAAUGGAGACGCCGCAGGACACGUUGGAGUUGAAUCGCUUGAAUCUAGAAUCGUCUAAUGGAAAGCUGACAUCUGAUUUGUCAGUCUCCUACAUCGACUCCUCCCUCAUCUCCCCAGAGACCGGGUCCUUAUUGGGCAACACGGUUUCCAUGGCGUCAGCCGGUUCUCUAUUGGCAAAACAGAACAAACCCAAAAGUGGGCGGAGUUUACUGGGAGGGCCUGCCGCCCUGAGCCCUCUCACACCAAGUUUUGGCAUCCUGCCGUUGGAGCCCAGCCCUGGAGACCCUACAUAUCUUCAGAACUAUUCAGCUUCUAUGGAAACACAAAGUACAGCUCCAAGCAAGAAGUCUGUUUCCAGAAUCAGUCAGUCGAAGUCUGUCUUCAGUCAGAGUGGCAAUAGUAGAGAUGUUCUCCCCAUCCCCUUCAACCAAUCACAGACCUCUGCACCACAUACCAGUGGCUCCCCUCAGGUCCUCAGCCCCAGUAUGUCAGGUCCUCCAAAUGUUCAGCCCAGAAGAAGCUCUAGACUGUUUACGAGUGCCAGCUCUACUGCCAAGGAGAACAGUAAAAAGUUAAAGAUGAAGUUUCCAACGAAGAUCCCGAAUAGGAAAACUAAAUGUAAAUCAGCAAAGACGACAAACAGCAGCAACCUCAACGAGAGUCUAGACAUCCUGAGACUGGAUUCCAGUCUUAGUUUACCGGACACUAAGAUCCCCCAGUACCAAAGGGCUGCAGCAGACAGUGUGAUGGCGUUGCUACGGGAACUGGGCCGUGGUUACCAGGCGCUGUGCACGUACAACUGCAGAGAAGCCAUCAGCAUCCUGACCUCCCUCCCUCCUCAGCAUUACAACACCGGCUGGGUCCUCACUCACAUCGGCAGGGCCUACUUCGAGCUGGCCGAGUACACGCAGGCGGAGCGGCUCUUCAGUGAGGUUCGUAGGAUCGAGUCGUAUAGAGUUGAAGGCAUGGAGAUUUAUUCGACCACACUGUGGCACCUGCAGAAAGAUGUCGCACUGUCUGCUCUGUCCAAAGACUUGACGGACAUGGACAAGAACUGUCCCGAGGCCUGGUGUGUUGCAGGAAACUGUUUCAGUCUGCAGAGGGAGCACGACAUUGCCAUCAAGUUCUUCCAGAGAGCUAUCCAAGUGGACCCAGGUUUUGCGUACGCUUACACUCUGCUGGGACACGAGUUUGUCCUGACUGAAGAGUUGGACCGGGCCCUCGCCUGCUUCCGAAAUGCCAUCAGAGUCAACAACAGACACUACAACGCAUGGUAUGGUCUGGGGAUGAUUUACUACAAACAAGAGAAGUUCAACUUGGCAGAAAUCCACUUCAAGAAAGCGCUGAGCAUCAACCCUCAGAGCUCCGUGCUGCUCUGUCACAUCGGAGUGGUGCAGCAUGCGUUGAAGAAGUCGGAUGCAGCUUUAGAGACUCUGAACAGAGCGAUUGGGAUUGACCCAAAAAAUCCGCUCUGCAAGUUCCACCGAGCAUCGAUAUUGUUCGCCAAUGACAAGUACAAGGCGGCUCUUCAGGAGUUGGAGGAGUUGAAGCAGAUUGUUCCCAAAGAGUCUCUGGUUUACUUCCUCAUCGGGAAGGUGUACAAGAAGCUUGGUCAGACUCACUUGGCUCUGAUGAACUUCAGCUGGGCGAUGGAUCUGGAUCCAAAAGGAGCAAACAAUCAGAUCAAGGAAGCCAUUGAUAAGAGAUAUCUGCCUGAGGACGAAGCGGCAGAGGUGGACGACAGCCAGGACAGCAGCAUCAUGACGGACGCUGACGACACGCAGCUCCACACGGCCGAGAGCGACGACGUUCUCUAACCCCGCCCCCCUCCCUCUAACCCCGCCCCCCCGUUCAGAUCCACCAGAGGAGUACUGUUGCUAGGCAACACCCUGACAGACAGAUCUUGAGUUUAGCUCCACCCCUGCCCUCCUCCCUGUUCUUUGCUUGGCUGAAACAGACUGCUGCUGCCCUGAGGCCCCGCCCCCCGUCCCCUUUCUCUUCCUGUAUGUCAUCGAGCUCAUCCUCUGACAUCAGCUGUUUUUUAUGUUCUUUUUAUCAUCCUUAUGGAAAUAAAUAAAAACAUGUAAACCCUGCA